GCACACAUACACACACGCGCCAGCAGCUGCACGCCAUUUGAGGUGCCGCGAAGUGGCGCUUUCUUGCGGCCCACGCGUCUGCCGGUGGUCGUGACCGCGGCGCGAGCGCGCCCGGCAGGCAGGCAGGCAGACAGGCGCGCAAGAGAGACAGACGCUGCGCUGCCGGCAUUCGCCGGCCAGGCCGCUCAGGUGACAGGCGAACGGGCAUCAAUCAAGCUGACAGUUGAGGCCAGAAGUGAAGGCGAACCGAACAAGUCGCCAGGCCACGUUGCAGCCGGCAGCAUCACCGCCCCCUAUCGAUUUGCUGUUGCAGAGCGGGCAAAACGACUCGUCUCGUCUCGUCUCGCCUGUCAGACGCUCGGCUACCCCACCUCCCGCGCCGCGGCCAGACUGACUCCCACAACCGCGUCAAGCAGGGCUCGAGUUCGAUUUGUGCGCAUCGAUCGACCGAACCAAACCGAACCGAACCGAGUCGAGUCGAGUCGAGUCGAGCCUCAGUCAAUCGGUCCGCGCCAGCCUCGCGUCGAGUUCAACUUCCAACUGCCGCCGCAGCCGAUCGAUCGAUUGAUCGGUAGAUUGAUCGCCGAGCCGCACCAGCGUCGGCUCUCGGCUCGUGCGCGCUCGCCUCGGUCAGACGUUUUGGAAUUAGCCGCCAGCCGUCCAGUCCAGCCGCCCCUUCAAUCUUCCACCACCCCCCUUUCCACUUCGUCUUCGAUCCUGCGUCGAGUGGGGCCCGGAAGCGGACUUGUGGAUAUUUGCGUGCUCGAGGCUGCAGAGAAGCGCCCCUCCCAGCGCUCGUCUCUCCUCUUUCCUCAGCCUGACAUGCCAGCCCCCGAGGCGCCUCAGAAGACGGACAAUGGGCCCAAGUGCGAGACUGCACAGGCGUACAGCCGGUCGCAUCGAUCGGUUGGUCGGGUAAAUUGGGUGCUGGUGUUGCGCCCUCGUGGACUGUCGGCGUGUCCUCGAGGUUGUGCUCGCCAAUGCGCC
Messenger RNA from Protopolystoma xenopodis, 987 nucleotides. NCBI's taxonomy places the organism in Eukaryota, Metazoa, Platyhelminthes, Monogenea, Polystomatidea, Polystomatidae. The record is from the annotation of a GenBank genome assembly.